AGCGCGCGGGCAGAUUAACGCAGGAUUUGAGCACCUAAGUACGGGAAACUGCUGAUCACCGUAUGAACGUGCGCUGGAACCUUUUCAUUUAAUUGCUAAAUGGAUCAAUGAAUCGCAAUUCUUGUUUUUGCCUGGCUGUCCUUUUAAAGUAAAAAGAAGAUGGACUGAAGCAAAACGUAUAACCUACUCGAUUGAUCUGUGUUUUAUUUGGCAGUGCUUUAAUGAUUUUCUAAUGUUUCUGAAAGAUGUUUGCCAAGAGUCACAAUUAUGAGCUGUCAAACUAUUAAUCAUAAUAAUAGUGUCUGUGCCUUUUAAAUGUUAAACAUAACUGACUAGAAACUAAGGGGAUCAAUUGAACAGCUUUCUAACUUGUACCUACUAAGCAAAAGGUCAUUUUAUGAGCUUAGCUGCGGCCGUCUGUCAAUGUCAGCACCGUUUUGUUUCGUGCCCUUCGACAUCAUUUAAAAAGGUUACAAAAUAGCUACAUUGUCGUUUUGCUGAUCAUGAGAAAAUCGUUUUUCAAACGAGCAAAGGUAUUGCCUUGGCUCAGUAAUGUGACUUUGUACGGAUGCUUGUUCGCUGGAGGGGAUUUUGUCCAUCAGUGCAUCGCGCAGAGAGAUGAAAUGGACUGGAAACACACGAGAAACGUGGCGAUUGUGGCUCUGAGUUUCCACGGUAACUUCAAUUACUUCUGGCUACGAGUCUUAGAACAUCGUUUCCCGGGAAGAUCGGCUGGUAUGAUUUUCCGCAAACUGCUUUUGGACCAAACUUUUGCUUCACCUUUGGCGACCAGUGUCUUCUACACAGGUGUGAGUUUCUUGGAGGGUAAAGAGGACAUAUAUGCUGACUGGCGAGAAAAGUUUUUUAAUACAUACAAGACUGGACUGAUGUACUGGCCAUUCAUGCAGUUUUUGAAUUUUGUUCUGAUGCCUCUUUAUCUGAGGACAGCGUUUAUGGGCUGUUCAGCAUUUCUGUGGGCCACGUUCUUAUGUGUCUCACGACAGAGUGGGGAUGGGACAGCAGCAGUGGCCUUAGCUUGGGUCAUGGCCCCCAAAAAACGGCUUCUAUCUCGCAGUAACGACGAGGAGAAGUAGAAAUACAGUGGCGCACAUGAACAACUUUGUGCCUUUGCGGAUGGACAUUUCUGUCCCACAAUGGUACUGUAUUGAGGCUGUUUAUUAAUCUUGUCACUUAUGAUCUUAUUAAAAGUGAUAUUAAAUUAACUUAUAAUUAACGUG
This is a messenger RNA of Pimephales promelas (fathead minnow), 1238 nucleotides long. RefSeq names its product MPV17 mitochondrial membrane protein like (gene mpv17l). Gene Ontology annotation, cellular component: membrane; cytoplasm; mitochondrion. NCBI's taxonomy places the organism in Eukaryota, Metazoa, Chordata, Actinopteri, Cypriniformes, Leuciscidae. Gene Ontology annotation, biological process: mitochondrial ribosome assembly. The record is from RefSeq and is a predicted model, not a curated record.